AUUUCCUUUUUUUUUUUUGUUUUUUGGGAAAAAUCUGUCGCUGGAAUUAAAAACCGUCUCUCUGUGGCGCCAAUUCCUCUGGCUGUCCACUCUUUCUACUCACGCGAAGCAAAUGGACGAUUUCUGCAACUCCUCGAUGAGGUUCUUCGCCGAUCAACAGCUGUGCUAUGCCGAUAUCCUUCCUCCUCACGAGGUCCGAGCCAGGAUCCAAGUUGCAGUCCUCAAUUUCCUCAAGAUCUUGAACUCUCCCAAUCCAGCAAUCUCAAACCUCCCUCUGGUUAAUAGGAAGCUGAGUAACAGCCGAGUAAGCCAAGGAAUGUUUACCGAUGUCUCAUGGAUUUUUCUGUCACAUUCAUUUUGUACGAGGUCCUUGACGAGAGCAAACGCUUCUAAAGCCUUCAUUAGAGUGUGGAAGGUAAUGGAAAUGUGUUUGCAAAUUCUCCUCCAAGAGAAACGAGUCACGCAAAGGGAGCUCUUUUACAAGUUACUUUGUGACUCGCCGGAUUACUUUUCAUCUCAGUUGCAGGUCAAUAGAACGAUUCAAGAUGUUGUUGCCUUGCUUCGGUGUAGUCGUUACAGUCUUGGGAUCAUGGCAUCUAGCAGAGGGCUUGUGGCUGGGCGUCUGUUGCUUCAGGAGCCAAAUCAAGAGGUUGUGGAUUGUUCUGCCUGUGGAUCGUCUGGAUAUACAAUCUCUGGUGAUCUGCAUUUGUUAGAGAAUCUGUUGAUGAAAACAGAUGCUCGGUAUAUCAUUGUGGUGGAGAAGCAUGCAAUAUUCCAGCGUUUGGCUGAGGAUCGCAUAUUCAAUCACAUUCCAAGCAUUCUUAUCACUGCUAAAGGUUAUCCUGAUAUAGCAACAAGGUUUCUUCUUCACCGGAUGAAUUGGGCUUUUCCAGACUUGCCAAUUCUAGCACUGGUUGACUGGAAUCCAGCUGGACUGGCUAUACUAUGCACUUACAAGUUUGGCAGCAUUGGAAUGGGUCUAGAGGCUUAUAAAUAUGCUUGCAAUGUGAUGUGGUUGGGAUUGCGAGGUGAUGAUCUACAACUGAUACCUGAACAGUCUUUAGCUCCUUUGAAGCCACGGGACUUGCAAAUUGCUAAAAGCUUGAUCUCUUCCAAAAUAUUGCAGGAGAAUUACAGAGAAGAGUUGGCAUUAAUGGUUGAAAGAGGUCAAAGAGCUGAAAUCGAAGCCUUAUUUUUCCAUGGAUAUGAUUAUUUAGGGAAGUUCAUAGAAAAGAAAAUUGUACAAGGUAAUUACAUCUAGGAACGGUAGAUUCUGAGCUUUCUGCCAUUUUGUAUUUCAUUUAGUUUCUUAUGGUUGAACAAUUAGUGUGCAUUAAGAACUCUGCCUCUGGAGAACACGAGCACCAGUGUCUAGCAACCACUGAUGACUGGAAAACUUUGGAAAUUCUGUAGUUGUUGUCAGUACUAAAUAGAUUUUAGCUUC
Molecule: messenger RNA, 1444 nt
Organism: Rubroshorea leprosula
Lineage: Eukaryota; Viridiplantae; Streptophyta; Magnoliopsida; Malvales; Dipterocarpaceae
Source: the annotation of a GenBank genome assembly